AUGGGUAGACCCUUGGCUAUUGCGGUGGCCGAAACAUCUUAUCCUGCGGUGUUGGUGGCCGGACUGGCCGUUGGACUGGUAAAGGAUCUACACGUAAAAUACGGCAAAGUGAUUCGCAUUGCCCCGGACGAACUGUCGUUCGUCGAUGGCGACGCCUGGAACCCAUAUAUAUGGAACUCGUCCCGGCCAUGGCCAAAAAAGGAUGUCCGGUUAUUCCCACCCCACCGCAAAUGGUCCCCAGCAUCAUCCAAUCCGGCGUUGCGGAUCAUUCUCUCGGUGGGCGUCUGCUAUCGCAUGCAUUCUCCGAGCUCGCUCCGGGGCCAGAGGCCAAUCGUCAGAGGCUACAUCGAUCUUUUGAUUCAGCGUCUGCAUGAGAAUGCCAUGAUGAGAACAAGCCCGUCGACAUGGUGUCGUGGUACAACCACCACGUUCGACGUUAUCGAGGACCUAGCAUUUUGGGGAGCCGUUUGGUUUGUCUCGAAGAGUCGGAGAUACCAUCCAUGGGUGAAGUUUAUCGCGGGAACAUCAAAUUCGGUGCCUAUUCAACCUCAUGCGGCGGAUUCCAAUACUCAAAUUACCUAUUCAUCCCCAAAUCUAUCCUUCGGCAGAGAUACCAGCAUCUCAAUUGGCAAACAAAAGGUUCUGGGCCGGUUAAAAGCUCAAUGA
Aspergillus tanneri is the source of this 666-nucleotide messenger RNA. RefSeq lists its product as uncharacterized. The transcript is spliced from 2 exons. The coding region runs from base 1 to 666 and encodes 221 amino acids. NCBI's taxonomy places the organism in Eukaryota, Fungi, Ascomycota, Eurotiomycetes, Eurotiales, Aspergillaceae. The record is from RefSeq and is a predicted model, not a curated record.